Parnassius mnemosyne (clouded apollo) is the source of this 3356-nucleotide messenger RNA. The record is from the annotation of a GenBank genome assembly. NCBI's taxonomy places the organism in Eukaryota, Metazoa, Arthropoda, Insecta, Lepidoptera, Papilionidae.
GUUGAUAAAAGUUGUGUGAGGUUUUAGUGUAUGGAGUCGUAAAAAAUAAUUUUUUAACUAUAAAUUUGGUAUUAAAGAAAUAAUUACUAUGUCUGAAAAAGAUUACGCACCUUUAAGCACAGCUUGCGUUCGCGGGCUGUGUGACAAACUUUAUGAAAAGAGGAAGUUUGCUGGCGUUGAAAUAGAAAAAAUGGUAAAAGACUUCAAUGAUGCGAACAAUACUAAUCAGAUAAAGAAGCUGAUCCGGGUUUUAGGCCAAGAUUUGAUGUCAUCCACUAAUCCUAAUGUGAAAAAUGGGGCCUUGAUGGGCCUGUCCUCUGUUGCUGUUGGCUUAGGAAAGGGCUGCACAGUGUACCUCAGUGAGUUACUGCACCCAAUAGUGGCAUGCGUCAGCGAGGGCGAGUCUCGCGUGCGUUACCUGGCGGCCGAAGCGCUGUUUAACGUAUUGAAAAUAGCUAGGGGUGCUUCACUCUCACACUUUCCACUUGUGUUUGAUGCCCUAGCACGCCUUGCCUCAGACCCAGAGCCUCAAGUACGUCAGGGCGCCGAACUGCUGGAUCGCCUUGUAAAGGAUAUAGUGACGGAGAGUGGUGUAUUCGACGUGUCCGCGUUCGUGCCACUGUUACGUGAGCGUCUGUACGUUCGCGGUGCGUGCGCGCGGCAAUUCGCCGCAGCGUGGGUGUCGGCGCUGGACGCGCUGCCCGAGCUGCCGCUGCUGCCGCACCUGCGGGACCUGCUCGACCCCAUGCUGCACAUGCUGGACGAGCCGCACCCGGAGAUCCGCCGCAUGUGUGAAGUUCAACUUAACGAAUUUUUAAGAAGUAUUAAGAAGGACCCAUCGCAAGUUGAUUUUCAGUCAAUGAUUAACAUACUCAUUACACAUGCACAAUCUCCAGAAGAACUCGUGCAGUUGACAGCAAUAACGUGGAUCAAGGAGUUUGUGGAGCUGGCUGGACCCAGCAUGCUACCAUACGCUUCAGGCAUUUUAUGUGCAGUGUUGCCUUGUCUGGCCUAUUCUGAUGAGGCAAGAAAAAAUAUACGGGAAACCGCUGCAACCGUAAACUUUCAACUUACAAAGCUCGUAGCAUCAAGCUCGCCUGAGUCUACUCCUGCUCCAGAAGGUACGGAAGAAGAAGAAGCGAUUGCUGAUAAAACGUUAACAGAGAGUGACAUAAAUGAAGACGAACUAUCAAAUAAAGAAGGAAAGUUGAACUUGGACGCCGUGGUGAGAGUACUUACGCAAAUGCUGCACCAUAGUUCUGUGCAUACCAAAGUUGCUGUUUUGGACUGGAUUUUGCAUCUGUACAAUAAACUGCCUAAUGAGAUGUACGGGCACACGGAGGUCGUGUUCGCGCGCGUGGUGGCCGUGCUGGCCGACGCGGCCGGCGACGUGCUGCGGCGCGCGCUCGCCGUGCUGGCCGAGAUCUGCUCCUGCCCCGGUGACCUAGAGUCCAGUCCUUAUUAUUAUAAAUUCCUACAGGCGCUAUUAAAGUUGCUGGCAGCCGAUGAAAAUUUAUUAGAAGAUAGAGGAGCGUUUAUUAUAAGGCAACUAUGUGUGUUGUUAAACGCCGAAGACAUAUACAAGGCCCUAUCAAAGAUACUGCUUGAGGAGAAGAAUCUCCGGUUCGCCGCGGUCAUGGUGGAUGUGUUGAAUACAAUUCUGCUCACAGCUGCGGAACUCUACGAUUUGCGGUUGCAGCUACGUAAUAUGGAAAAGCCAGGCACGAUGUCGCUGUUCAGGUCGCUGUACCUGUGCUGGUGCCACAGCCCAGUGUCGCUGCUGGCGCUGUGCCUGCUCACACACCACUACGUGCACUGCAACCGACUCAUCGCCACUUUCGGUGACUUGGAGAUCACAGUGGAUUUCUUGACAGAAGUCGAUAAAUUAGUGCAGCUCAUCGAAUCACCAAUAUUUGCGUACCUGCGGCUGGAGCUGCUGGGCGGCGCGCAGAGCGAGGCGCUGCGCGGUGCGCUGUUCGGGCUGCUGAUGCUGCUGCCGCAGAGCGACGCCUUCCACGCGCUGCGGCACCGCCUACACGCAGCGCCGCACCACCCCUACCUGAAACGAGAGGAGAGUGUGGGCGUGCAGUGCAGCGAGUCGGAGCUGGAGACGCUGCUGGGCGAGUUCCGGCGCGUGCAGGCCGCGCACCGCCGCUACCGCCUGCUGCACCGCGCGCCCGCUGCGCCGCACGCCCCGCCCCACGCCCCGCCCCACGCCCCGCCACACGCCCCGCCACACGCCCCGCCGCACGCCGCCUCUUAGCGCGAUCCUCCCUAGACGAAUUUACACCUGGAUACAGCUUACACCGCACACCGACUCUUAGCGCGCUCCUUACUAGACCAAUCGACGGUCACAGCUUUAUUAUUUAUUAUACCACCAUAUUUCUUUUCAUCAAUCCCGUGUUGAAAUUCGAAUUUACGCCAAUGAGGUUUUAUAAUCUUACUCUCAGACAAAUCAAUGUUGGACGCAGCUGACUACACAGAUUUUAUUAGACUUCUUUCUUUUCAUCAGCCCCAAGUUGAUAUUUGAAUCUGUGCCACUACUUUUUCUAUCACCAGAGCGGCGCCACUUUGGAAUAAGUUUGAAAUUGACAGAUUUCAUGACGGGGAAAGUUAAUUUGUUAAAAAUAAGUGUAAAUAUUAAGUCUGAUUUGUGAAAUGUUACUAAUAUUCUCAUCAGAUAGUAAAAUAGAGAGGGACACUUUACGAUUUUGGUUUAUGAUUCGACAGAAUUUACCCCCCUAUUUAGGCUUGGGAGACUAAAAAUAAAGUUACAGUGGCUCCAAAUGUACAAUUUCUUAUUUGAGAUAACAUUUCCGUGUGUUCAAGCAUCAAUGCGUUCAUGUAGUCAAAUUAGAAAAAUAUGUAUAACAAAAAGUGAUUUAUUGAUUUAUAUUGUGUACAUAAAUUGAAAAAUCAACCAAAACUUUUACUUUUUUACGUUAUAUAUUAAGUAUAAUAAUAUUUACAAUAUAGUGGAGUUACCUAAAGUUAUUUAUUAAUAAAUUACAUGAGAUAUAACUUAUCGCUUUUGUAUACAAUUAUAAAAACAAGCAUAAAAUUAAUCUAGUAAAUUGAUUCAAAUUGUGUGAUUAAAAUUCCUUUAUUAUAACUUUUAUGUAUUUGAUCUGAAAAAUGUUAAUAACGAUAUUAAGCAUGGGCGUGACCAGGAACUUAGUAAAUUGUUACUUGUGAACUUUAUAUUAUAAUAUAAAGAUUGUCUCGCGCUAAACAGUACAUAAGCUAGAGAUAUUAAUUGUUCAAAUACAUUGUAAGUAUUUGUCAAAUAAUACAAAGAUCUUUGUAUAAAUAGUUUUUAGAUUUUAAUAUAACGCAAUAAAAUAAUGUCACAUUCC